Symbiodinium pilosum is the source of this 228-nucleotide messenger RNA. NCBI's taxonomy places the organism in Eukaryota, Dinophyceae, Suessiales, Symbiodiniaceae. The record is from the annotation of a GenBank genome assembly.
GAGAGCAUGCUGCAGCUGAAGAUGCAAUCAGAGGAGAGCCUUGGUUUGCCCUACCUCCCUGAGCCUGGAAUGCUGCCUGCAUGGGCAGAACCAAUACUAGUGGUGCCGCACAAGGUCCAGCGAGACAUCGAGCAGUUAGAGUACCUCGUGUCCAAAGGACGGCUGGACUCGGAGAUGGAGAACUAUGUGGCCGAAUUCGCGCUGCCGGAGUUCCGGGCAGUGCUGUAG